AUGACCUCUCACACCCCGCACAAUGCCCACAAGUACGGCCAGACUUCAGCUCAAAAGGUCUCCCUGGAUGAGUACCUCGGUCCAGCUCGAUUGCAACCCAAGCUGGGCUUCUGGUCGGUCACCGCUCUAGGUGUGGUGACGACUUCGACUUGGCUCGCCUACGUCCAGUCCCUCGCUCCUGCCCUCGUGGGUGGAGGGAUCGUCGCCAUGCUCUGGGGCUAUGUCCUGGUCGUCGUCAUGGGCGCAUUCACUGUCCUCUCCCUCGCCGAGUGCGCUGGAAUCUGGGCUACAGCGGGAGCGCAAGUGGACUGGGUCUACAUGCUCUCCCCGCCGGCAUGGGCGCCUUGCCUCUCGUAUACAAAUGGUUGGUUGGCUGUCUUUGGAAUGGGUUUGUUGGGCUUGGGAGGUGAAGCCAUCGCAGCUAGGGCGAUUUUGUCCAUGGCGCAGUUGAGCCAUCCAGACUACACCAUCUUGCCUUGGCACAUUUCCAUCAUGGGUGUCCUCGUCGCCAUCAUUACCGCCAUCUAUGGUAUCCUGGGAGCCCGUAUGCUGGACAAGACCAAUCUGGCCUGUUUCUGCGUCUUUGUCCCACUUGCUCUAGCCCUCAUGAUCACUCUCUUGGUAGAGGGCAGUGGCAACUACAAUUCUGCCGACUUUGCACUUACCUCCUUCAACAAUGCCACGGGUUGGACCAACGACGUCAUCCCCUUUCUUUCUGGCCUGGCGACGGCGGCCUUCGCAGUCAUUGCUUUUGACAGUGUUGCGCACAUGUCCGAAGAGCUGGAGACACCUGCAAGAGACACGCCGAGGGCAAUGGUUCUGGCUUUCCUAGCCAACAAUAUCCUUGCGCUGGCUAUCAUCUUCGCCAUCGUCUUCACGAUCACCACUGAUCUCAGUGAUCUUGCGCUCUCACCCUCGGGCUUCCCUAUCCUGGACAUCGUCUACAACUCCACAGGCAGCAUCGUAGGCACCUGUUUUCUCAUCUCACCACUCACCAUUCUCUGGCUGCAGUGCACGGCAGACAUCAACAUUUCCACUUCCCGAUCCAUCUACGCAUUCGCACGAUCAGACGCCUUCCCCGGCGCCCGCUUCUUUUCGGUAAUCAACACCAAGCUGGACGUGCCCGUACGUGCGGUCCUGGCUGUCAUUGCAGUGCAGAUCCCGCUGCUGUGGGUGAAUGUGGGCAGCUCAAAUGCCUUCACCGCCUUCAUCACGAUGCCUGCAGAAGCAUUGUACCUCUCGUAUGGCCUGCCCUCCUUCUUGAUGCUUGUCAGAGGCAGAAAGCUCGGUUUGGACAAAGACUCGGCGUUUCGAUUGGGGCCCAUCUUGGGACCCAUUUGCAACCUCAUUGCCAGCGUUUGGUCCGUCUGCUUGACAGUCUUUCUCAUCUUGCCCCCUACAUAUCCAGUCACCGCUCAAAACAUGAAGUGA
Microstroma glucosiphilum is the source of this 1431-nucleotide messenger RNA. RefSeq lists its product as hypothetical. The coding region runs from base 1 to 1431 and encodes 476 amino acids. Gene Ontology annotation, biological process: transmembrane transport. Lineage: Eukaryota; Fungi; Basidiomycota; Exobasidiomycetes; Microstromatales; Microstromataceae. The record is from RefSeq and is a predicted model, not a curated record. Gene Ontology annotation, cellular component: membrane. Gene Ontology annotation, molecular function: transmembrane transporter activity. The transcript is spliced from 2 exons.